UUGAGUCAUAAUUCAAAGCAGCUGAAAGGAGAGAACUGUAACUGGGAUUUUAAAAUGCUGCCAAAUAGUAAAAUAAGUUAUUUAAAAUGCAAAAUAUGAUCUGGAAAUUAAAUGCAACUAUUUCCCAAUAUUGUGACGAGACACUGAUUUCACUCAGCAGGAGAUUUUCAAUCAGAUCGGAUCAUCUUAAUAUUAAAAUUCCGCCUCUCCAUCCUGUUUCCACCCCUUUGAUACUCACACACACCCUCUGCAGACUCCUCAGAGAGGACACACACUCACACACACUCGGAGCAGAGCUGAGGACGACAGCAGACACCAGACCUUCAGAUGAGCCUCAAACACUCAACAUGAUGAGGGGAAGAUUUAAACAAGGAAACGAACUUUUUCACCAAACAUCCUGAAGGAAAAAUCACAUUUCAGCGUCCGGCAUUCACACCAAAUUUCUAAUGAUCCGCUGCCUGAGACCCUUCUAAUCGAGUCUUUUUUUAACAUCAUGAACCUUUCUGGUUCUUUGCCUCCGACCUCUCCAUACUCCUUCCCUUUCAAUGCCUCCAUCCCUUCCUCCUCUCCCCCUACCUCUCCUUCCCCCAGCUUCGCCUCGACAGCUCUCUUCUGCUCCCUCCUCUCGCUCCUCUCCCUGCUGGGCAUCACAGGAAACCUUUACACACUGGUCCUUCUCCUGAGGCGCAGCAGAAGGAGGAGAGGAUGUGGAGGGACCUGCUUCCUAACCAGGAUACCCACACCAUCCUGCCUUGCCAGCUUCCCCUCCCCCUCCUCCUCCCCCACCUCUUCUCCAUCCUCCUCCUCUCUUCACCUCCAGGUGAUGAGCCUUGCUCUUGCUGACCUGCUCUACCUGUUCACCACCCCGUUCAUCGUGUAUGACAGCCUCGCGUCCGGAUGGGCCUUUGGGGAGCUGGGAUGCCGCCUCCUUCUGAGCCUGGACCUCCUCACAAUGCACGCCUCCAUCUUCACCCUGACCGCCAUGAGCCUGGACCGUUACCGGGCCGUCGCACAUCCCCUGCAGACCUCCUCUUCCAAUUCCUCUAACUUGCUGCGAGUGGGCCUGGCGUGGGGGCUGGCAGUGGCUCUCAGCCUGCCCAUGAUGAUCACCCUGCACCUGGAGGACGGGGACAACAACGAGGGACAGCUGUGUGUCCCAGCGUGGGAUGAGCAGAGCUCCAAGGCCUAUCUGAGCGUGCUCUUCUGCACCAGCAUUCUUGGACCCGGGCUGGCCAUCGGUGCACUUUAUGCCACUUUGGGGCGGCUCUACUGGGUGUCACAGACCCGACCAGCCUGGGCCACUGGGAACAACACUGCAUGUCCUCCUCGAGCACCGAAACCCAAAGUCCUGCUCCUCAUCCUGGGAAUCGUCCUGGCCUUUUGGGCCUGCUUUCUCCCUUUCUGGAUCUGGCAGCUGCUCCCUUUAUACCAACCCGACAUGCUCCGAACAGUACCGGUGGGGACACAGGUGACAGUGAACCGGAUUCUCACUGGACUCACCUACGGGAACUCCUGCGUCAAUCCGUUCUUUUACACGCUACUGACAGGAAAGCGAAAACGCAACCGGCAGGCGCUCACACCAGCAACUCAGCUGUGCCGCAAGAGCAGUCCGCUGCAGUAGUUCCUGCACCUCUACAGUAGAGACAAUAUAAAUGUGCACCAGAAUAUUUAAAAAUUAAUAGCACUUUGUGAAAGGACAACAUUUCUUGUUAAGAAAUAGAGAUUUAAACAAAUUUAAAUACCUGAAAAUGAUCUUUGAAGGACGUGUUUCUGAAUAAAGGCUCUCAGUCAAUCACUUAAUGCAAAUUUAAAAGCAUCAAAAUGCAGAUUUAUCAUUCAAGCUCCAUUUGUGAAGUUAUCUGACCAAAGAAAAUGGAUCAUUUUAAGAUUCAGAGGCAUUUCCAGCUAAAAACUUCUGUGUAUUUUCUGAUAUUUCUGAAAGAAAACGCUCAUUUUUUUAGAGACUGCUUCGGUCUGACCAGGGACAUUUUUGAGACAUUGUUUGUUGACAUGAAUGAAAUAUGUCCAGAUGUGUCCACGAGUUUCUGGGAAAGAAAAAAAAAAGUUUGUUGACUUUGACCUGCAUGUUUGGGGUUUAAUACAUGUUCUUAUUGUUAUGAAUCAUGCAGCUUUUUGCAUGGCCUUAACUGGGAUUGUCUGUAGCCGAGGUUAAAGGUCAGAAUAAAGAUGAUUUCACUCUUUG
Messenger RNA from Nothobranchius furzeri (turquoise killifish), 2203 nucleotides. It is a transcript of the gene uts2r3, whose product is annotated as urotensin-2 receptor 3. The record is from RefSeq and is a predicted model, not a curated record. Gene Ontology annotation, cellular component: plasma membrane. Gene Ontology annotation, molecular function: urotensin II receptor activity. Gene Ontology annotation, biological process: neuropeptide signaling pathway. Lineage: Eukaryota; Metazoa; Chordata; Actinopteri; Cyprinodontiformes; Nothobranchiidae.